UCCCCGCGGGCGCGGGGCCCGGGGAGUGCUUCUCCAAGAUGGCGGCGCUGUUGGCGGUAAAUUCGGCUGCUAGUCUGUGGGGACCUUACAAAGACAUUUGGCAAACAGUUGGAAGUGCUCUUUGGAGAAGACAACCUGAUGCUGUCCACCGUCUUGACAUGAUUUUGAAGAAACACAAGCCUGACUUCAUCUCACUGUUCAAAAACCCACCGAAAAAUGUUCAACAGCAUGAGAAGGUUCAGAAAGCCAAUACAGAGGGAGUUGCCAUCCAGGGACAACAGGGAACCCGAAUUCUUCCCGAACAGCUCAUUAAAGAAGCCUUUGUGCUCAGCGACCUUUUUGAUAUUGGAGAAUUGGCUGCUGUUGAGCUUCUCCUUGCUGGGGAGCACCAGCAGCCCCAUUUCCCUGGCCUCACCAGAGGAUUAGUGGCUGUUCUUUUAUACUGGGAUGGAAAGCGGUGCAUUGCAAAUUCCCUCAGAGCCCUCAUACAGUCUCGACGAGGAAAGACGUGGACUCUGGAACUCAGCCCAGAGAUGGUUUCCAUGACAACACGCUUUACAGAUGAGCUGAUGGAGCAGGGAUUGACGUACAAAGUCCUCACUCUGGUGUCGCAGAUUGAUGUGAAUAAUGAGUUUGAGAAGCUCCAGCGAGAGAGAGGCCUGGGCAGUGAGAAGCACCGCAAAGAGGUUUCUGAUCUCAUCAAGGAGUGCAGACAGUCUCUGGCAGAAAGUAUUUUUGCUUGGGCUUGCCAGUCACCAUUAGGCAAAGAUGACACUCUUCUUCUUAUUGGACAUUUGGAAAGAGUGACCGUUGAGGCUAAUGGAUCCUUGGAUGGAGUGAAUCUGGCUCUUCUGAUGGCGCUUCUGUACUGUUUUGAUACCAGUUUUAUAGAGCCAAGCACCGAGGAACGGGAUGAUAUGAUCCAUCGUCUUCCACUGCUGACGGAGAGACAGUACAUUGCCACAAUUCACUCUCGCCUGCAGGACGCGCAGCCUUGGAAGCUGCCGGGGCUGCGAGCCACUGUGAGGCUGGCUUGGGCGCUGGCAUUGAGGGAAGUCUCCCAGUUACCUGACGUGACAGCACUGGCUGAAUUCACAGAAGCAGAUGAAGCAAUGGCAGAGCUCGCGAUUGCCGACAACGUCUUUCUGUUCCUCACCGAAUCUGUCGUGGCGUCAGAAAACUUUUAUCAGGAGGAAUUUUAUAUUCGUAGAAUCCAUCAUCUCAUCACAGGCUUCCUUGCACUUAUGCCAAUGAAGGUGAAGCAGCUGAAGAACCGGGCUGAUGAGGACGCCCGCAUGAUCCACAUGAGUGUCCAGAUGGGUAACGAGCCCCCCAUGUCACUCAGGAGAGACCUGGAGCACUUGAUGCUCUUGAUUGGUGAACUAUAUAAAAAAAACCCUUUUCAUUUGGAGCUUGCCCUAGAGUACUGGUGCCCCUCAGAGCCUCUGCAGAACCCCACCAUCAUGGGCUCUUAUCUGGGAGUGGCUCAUCAGCGACCCCCUCAACGCCAGGUUGUCUUGUCAAAGUUUGUUAGGCAAAUGAGUGACCUGUUGCCUCAAACUAUUUAUAUUGCUUAUUUGAAAAUGCUGCAGGGAUUGGCCAGUGGGCCUCAGUGUGCGCACUAUUGCUUCAGCCUGCUCAAGGUCAACGGGAGCAGCCACGUUGAAAAUAUUCAGGGAGCAGGUGGCUGUCCUGUUUCCUGGGAGCAUUUCUUUCACUCCCUACUUCUUUACCAUGAAUAUCUCCGGAAGGAUCUUCCAAGUGCAGAUAGUGUCCAGUACCGUCACCUUCCUUCACGUGGCAUUACUCAGAAGGAACAAGAUGGCUUGAUUGCUUUUCUGCAGCUUACAACUACCAUCAUCACUUGGAGUGAGAGCGCUCGCCUGGCGCUCUGUGAGCACCCUCAGUGGACGCCCGUCGUGGUGAUCCUGGGGCUCCUGCAGUGCAGCAUCCCCCCUGUUCUGAAGGCCGAGCUCCUGAAGACGCUCGCAGCUUUUGGAAAGUCCCCGGAAAUUGCUGCUUCCCUCUGGCAGUCACUGGAGUACACUCAGAUACUGCAGACCGUCCGAGUUCCAAGCCAGAGACAAGCUAUUGGCAUUGAGGUUGAGCUCAAUGAAAUAGAAUCCCGGUGUGAGGAGUACCCAUUGACUCGGGCCUUUUGCCAGUUGAUUAGCGCCCUGGUGGAGAGCUCCUUCCCUUCCAAUUUGGGGGCUGGCCUGCGCCCCCCUGGCUUUGACCCUUAUCUGCAGUUUCUUAGAGAUUCUGUGUUUCUUCGCUUCCGUACAAGAGCCUACCGGAGAGCAGCGGAAAAGUGGGAAGUGGCGGAGGUUGUGUUGGAGGUGUUCUACAAGCUGCUCAGAGAUUAUGAGCCUCAGCUGGAAGAUUUUAUAGACCAGUUUGUGGAGCUGCAAGGAGAAGAAAUCAUGGCCUAUAAGCCACCUGGCUUCAGUCUGAUGUAUCAUCUUCUGAACGAGUCACCGAUGUUGGAACUUGCUCUCAGUUUACUGGAAGAAGGAGUCAAACAGCUCGAUACCUAUGCCCCCUUUCCUGGAAAGAAACAUCUAGAAAGAGCAGUGCAGCACUGCUUGGCACUCCUCAACCUUACUCUGCAGAAGGAAAAUCUCUUCAUGGAUCUCCUGCGAGAGAGUCAGCUGGCACUCAUAGUCUCUCCUUUAGAGCAACUGCUGCAGGGCAUCAAUCCCAGAACUAAGAAGGCGGACAAUGUGGUCAACAUUGCCAGGUAUCUGUCUCAUGGGAACAGUAAUCCCGAAUUGGCUUUUGAAAGUGCCAAGAUCCUGUGCUGUAUCUCUUGCAAUUCUAACAUUCAGAUAAAACUGGUUGGAGAUUUCACACAUGACCAGAGUGUGAGCCAGAAGCUGAUGGCUGGAUUCGUGGAGUGCUUGGACAAUGAAGAUGCAGAAGAUUUUGUGCGUGUGGAAGAGGGAUCAGAAAUUGAAAAGAAGUUAGCUGCAAUUCGUCACGAGACAAAGAUCCACAUCUUGAAUCUUCUCAUCACCUCUCUGGAGCGCAACCCCCCCAAUCUGGCUCUCUACCUGUUAGGCUUUGAAUUAAAGAAACCUGUCAGCACCACAAACCUACAAGACCCAGUUGUGUUAGGCUGUCCUCGGACGUGCCUGCACGCCAUCCUCAACAUGCUGGAGAAAGGAACGGAAGGGAGAGGCGGCCCCGUGGCAGUGCGAGAGCGCCCCCAGCUGGCCGAGCUGUGCUACCAGGUGAUACAUCAGUUAUGUGCCUGCUCUGAUACAUCUGGUCCUACUAUGAGGUAUUUGAGAACCAGUCAAGAUUUCUUAUUCUCCCAUUUGCAGCAUCUACCUUUUUCUAACAAAGAGUAUGAAAUCUCUAUGCUGGAACAAAUGUCAUGGCUUAUGAAGACAGCCUCAAUAGAGCUAAGGGUAACUUCUCUGAAUCGUCAGAGGUCACAUACCCAGAGGCUUCUGCACCUCUUACUGGAUGACAUGCCAGUGAAACCUUACACAGAUGGUGAAGGAGGAAUAGAAGAUGAAAAUAGGUCUGUCUCCGGGUUCCUUCACUUUGACACUGCUACAAAAGUACGUCGAAAAAUUCUAAGUAUUCUUGAUUCGAUUGACUUCAGUCAGGAGAUCCCUGAGCCUUUGCAGUUGGACUUCUUUGAUCGGGCCCAGAUUGAGCAGGUUAUUGCUAACUGUGAGCACAAGAAUUUACGGGGACAGACAGUCUGCAAUGUCAAGCUUCUUCAUAGGGUUUUGGUGGCAGAAGUCAAUGCUCUUCAGGGAAUGGCGGCCAUAGGACAGAGGCCUCUUCUCAUGGAGGAAAUCAGCACUAUUCUUCAGUAUGUGGUAGGAAGAAACAAAUUGCUCCAGUGCCUUCAUGCAAAGCGGCACGCUCUGGAGUCGUGGAGGCAGCUGGUGGAGAUUAUAUUGACAGCUUGUCCGCAGGACCUCAUUCAGGCAGAAGAUCGACAGCUGAUCAUUCGUGAUAUUUUACAAGAUGUGCAUGACAAGAUCCUGGAUGACGAGGCAGCACAGGAGCUGAUGCCCGUGGUCGCAGGCGCCGUGUUCACCCUGACCGCUCACCUCAGCCAGGCGGUGCGCACCGAGCAGACGCAGCCGCUGGCCGCAGGAGGCAGAGAGCCCCGCUACGCCUUUGCGCUGGACGGCUGUCUGACCCCGCCGCCCGCCGAGGGCCCGCCCGUGGGCUUCGCGUGCAUUGGAGACUCUUCUCUUCACAUCAUCCUGAAGAAACUGUUAGACUUCACUUUGAAGACAGGUGGUGGAUUCCAGCGCGUGAGGACUCACCUGUACGGCUCUCUGCUCUACUACCUCCAGAUCGCCCAGAGACCCGACGAGCCUGACACGUUGGAAGCAGCUAAGAAAAGUAUGUGGGAAAGGCUGACAGCCCCUGAAGAUGUGUUUAGUAAAUUACAGCGAGAAAACAUAGCCAUCAUUGAGAGUUACGGGGCUGCCCUUAUGGAAGUGGUCUGUCGAGAUGCUUGUGAUGGACAUGAGAUUGGACGGAUGCUGGCCCUGGCUCUCCUUGAUCGGAUCAUCUCUGUGGAUAAGCAGCAUCAGUGGCUUGUGUAUCUUUCUAACAGUGGCUACUUGAAGGUCCUUGUGGACAGUUUGGUGGAAGAUGAUCGCACUUUGCAAGGCUUACUUACACCACAACCACCCCUUUUAAAAGCCCUUUAUACCUACGAAUCCAAAAUGGCGUUUCUCACAAGAGUGGCUAAGAUCCAGCAGGGUGCAUUCGAGCUGCUAAGGUCUGGGGUGAUCGUAAGACUAGCGCAGUGUCAAGUCUAUGACAGGCGCCCCGAAACGGAUCCUCACAGCGUGUUUGGCAUGAGAGACGCCCCAAUGUUCAUCCCCACGGCACUGGAUCGCUACCGGCAGAUUCUCCUUCCAGCCCUCCAGCUGUGCCAGGUCAUCCUCACGUCCACCAUGGCCCAGCACAUGCAGGCAGCCGGGCAGGUGUUGCAGUUUCUCAUCUCCCAUUCUGACGCCACACAAGCCAUUCUGCGCUGUCCGGAUGUCAGUGCUGGCUCCUUGCAGGAACUGGCCCUGCUGACGGGAGUUAUAAGUAAAGCCGCGCUUCCUGGUAUAUUAAGUGAACUUGAUGUUGAUGUAAAUGACGGAUCUCUAAUGGAGCUGCAGGGACAUAUUGGGAGAUUCCAGCGCCAGUGCUUAGGACUGCUCAGUCGGUUUGGUGGCUCUGACAGACUGCGCCAGUUUAAAUUUCAAGAUGAUAAUGUGGAAGGAGAUAGGGUGAACAAGAAAGAUGAAGUUGAGCUGGCCAUGCAACAGAUUUGUGCCAACGUGAUGGAAUACUGCCAGUCCCUCAUACUGCAGAGCUCUCCCACCCUCCAGCAUGCUGUGUGUCUCUUCACCCCGAGCCUCUCAGAGACCGUCAACAGAGACGGGCCACGGCAAGAUUCCCAAGCCCCAGUGGUUCCAUACUGGCGCCUGCCCGGUUUGGGCAUCAUCAUCUACCUGCUGAAACAGAGUGCCAAUGAUUUCUUCAGCUAUCACGAAAGUCACCGUCGCAGUGUCAACAAGCUACAAAACGUGGAGCAACUUCCACCAGAUGAGAUAAAAGAGCUGUGCCAUUCUGUGAUGCCCGCCGGUGUCGACAAAAUCUCCACCACCCAGAAGUACGUUCUGGCAAGACGGCGGCUGGUGAGGCUGAUCAACAACCAGGCGAAGCUGCUCUCCCUUUGCUCAUUUAUCAUAGAGACCUGCCUGUUUAUUCUCUGGCGCCAUCUGGAGUACUACUUGCUACACUGCACGCCCACCGAUUCCCAGGAUUCCUUGCUUGCCUAUAGAACCUUAUUUCAAAGCAGAAGAUUGCAAGAUUCCUUCUCCUCAGAACCCAAUCUGGAUUUUAGAAGUGGGAUGACUGUAGUAAGUCAACAUGAUAUAGAGCAGCUUCAAGCUGAUGCCAUCAAUGCUUUCGGAGAAUCACUACAAAAGAAACUUCUGGACAUUGAAGGACUGUAUUCAAAAGUUCGAUCUCGCUAUAGUUUCAUACAGGCUCUUGUCAGACGCAUCCGUGGCCUACUGAGGAUAUCAAGGAACUGAGAGCCGUGCUCAUACUGCUCCGUGGAAGAGAUGGACUGAGCAACACUUGCCUUUUUAUAGUUUGUUUCUAAAUUAUGACCAAAAAUAUUUUGCUAUUUCUUUCUUUAUAUAUGGACAUCCUUUCUGUAAACUUCUCUGCCUCAUUUCACCCUCACUUGUGAAAAGUAAAUACUUUUUACAAAAAACAAAA
Molecule: messenger RNA, 6264 nt
Organism: Jaculus jaculus (lesser Egyptian jerboa)
Lineage: Eukaryota; Metazoa; Chordata; Mammalia; Rodentia; Dipodidae
Gene: Nup205
Product: nucleoporin 205
Exons: 43
Coding region: 39-6074 (2011 amino acids)
Biological process (GO): nuclear pore organization
Cellular component (GO): nuclear pore inner ring; nuclear pore
Molecular function (GO): structural constituent of nuclear pore
Source: RefSeq, a predicted model, not a curated record